Molecule: messenger RNA, 1205 nt
Organism: Frieseomelitta varia
Lineage: Eukaryota; Metazoa; Arthropoda; Insecta; Hymenoptera; Apidae
Gene: c12.1
Product: spliceosome-associated protein CWC15 homolog
Exons: 3
Coding region: 305-994 (229 amino acids)
Biological process (GO): mRNA cis splicing, via spliceosome
Cellular component (GO): catalytic step 2 spliceosome
Molecular function (GO): RNA binding
Source: RefSeq, a predicted model, not a curated record
UCAGUUUUCAGCAGUGUAGUAUCGCUACAGUUCCGAGCAGUGUAGUAUUGCUACAGUUCUGAGCAGUGUAGUAUCGCUACAGAUUCUCUUCAGUGCAGUUUUGUUAGAGAUUCGCUACAGUGUAGUGUCGUUCUCAGGACCUCUAGUGGGAACUUGCAAUUACUACGUACGUGAAGAGUAGUGGCUUCCUUUUGUGUCGAACGAUCAGUUGUGAAAACGUGUCUGAAAACGUAUACGUUUGAAACGUGUUAUUAAACUUAUUAAGAAAAAACUAUUGUUUUUGUAUUGAAAAAUAUUGAGAGAAAUGACUACGGCCGCGAGACCUACGUUUGAACCUGCUAGAGGAGGACAAGGACGUGGUGAAAAAGAUUUAAGUGCAAUUUCAAAACAAUAUAGCAGCAGAGAUUUACCGUCUCAUACAAAAUUAAAAUACAGAGAGCAUGGACAAGGAACGAUAGAGGAAUUGCGAAACCGUGAUUUUCGCAAAGAAUUAGAAGAACGUGAACGUGAACGUGAAAGGGAAAAGGAUAAAAGUUCUAAUCGUCGUAUGCUAGAGCCACCUCGAGAGACAUCUGCAACAAGCAUUGCCAAAAGGCAAAAAAUUGAUCAAGUACCUACGGCAAGUUUAGAUGCAGAUGAUCCUCUUGAUGAUGAUGAUUCAGAGUCAGAAAGUGAUGAAGAUGAUACUGCUGCUCUUUUAGCUGAAUUGCAACGUAUUAAAAAGGAAAGAGCUGCAGAACAAGCUAAAAAGGAAAUGGAGAAAAGGCAGGAAGAGGAAAGAAUAAGAAUGGAAAACAUUCUUUCUGGAAAUCCUUUAUUAAGUUAUUCUUCUCAAAGUGGCAGAACAGAUAUGAAAGUCAGACGACGAUGGGACGAUGAUGUCGUAUUCAAGAACUGUGCUCGUUCUGAACCAAAAAAGAAGCAUGAUGUGUUUAUAAAUGACUCGUUACGAAGUGAAUUUCAUCGUAAAUUUAUGGAAAAAUAUGUUAAGUGAACAAAUCCACAAGAAGGAUGCGAUAUUUGUAAAUAGCUUUAAGUUUUAGUUAGCUUUAAGUUAAUGUUAUCAUACUAUUUAUAAGUAUUUCGUAUUGCAGUCAAUGUUGUCACAAAUUAUUCUUGCAAAUUAAAGAAUCUUACAGACAACUAAUUUCAUAAGUAUAUGUUAUUGUACAUAUUUGGACAGUUAUAAUAUAUGUUUAUACACA